AUGUUUCCCUUCGGGCCAGUUAGCCCCGGAGGGGACCGGAGGGCCGGAGCCGGGACUGAGGAGCCGGCAGCCCACGGGGAGCAGGCGGCAGCCGUCGGGCCGCUGCCUUCCCCGCUCGCGCCGCCACAGCCCGGGGCUGACGCAGCCCCUCCCCCGUCGCCCUCCUGGAGCCCUUGCUGCCCUGGCAGCCCGUCGCUGUCGCCGGCCGCGCGCGCCGGGGAGCUCGGGCAGCCCGGAGCUCUGGAGUCCUCUGCUGCUUCCGCCCAAGGAGAGCCGCCACAGCCCUCCCCGCCGCGCCGGCGACCCGGGCCGGACUGCAGGGCCGGGAGCCGGGGCCGGCACGGCCUCUGCGCCAGCCUGGGCGGCCCUGGUGCCCGGCUGUUUGGGUGGCUGAGGGAGCGCAGCCUGGGCCGCGGGCUGUUCGUGGACCCGGCGCGGGACAAUUUCCGCACCAUGACUAACCUCUAUGGUUCCAUCCAUCCCGCGGACUCGGUGUACCUCAGCACUCGCACCCACGGUGCCGUCUUCAACCUCGAGUACUCGCCCGACGGGUCAGUGCUGACAGUUGCUUGUGAACAGACUGAAGUUCUGCUUUUUGACCCCAUAUCAUCAAAGCACAUAAAAACACUCUCUGAAGCUCAUGAAGACUGUGUAAAUAAUAUCAGAUUUCUUGAUAACCGGCUGUUUGCUACCUGCUCUGAUGACACUACAAUAGCACUAUGGGAUCUGAGAAAAUUGAACACCAAAGUAUGCACUUUACAUGGGCACACUAGCUGGGUGAAGAACAUCGAAUAUGAUACUAAUACAAGACUCUUAGUAACAUCAGGAUUUGAUGGAAAUGUCAUUAUUUGGGACACCAACAGGUGUACAGAGGAUGGAUGUCCACAUAAGAAAUUUUUUCACACCCGUUUUCUCAUGCGAAUGAGAUUAACACCAGAUUGUUCAAAAAUGUUGAUCUCAACGUCCUCUGGAUAUCUCUUGAUUUUGCAUGAUCUUGACUUAACCAAGUCUUUAGAAGUAGGCAGCUAUCCCAUUUUGAGAGCAAGAAGAACUACAUCAAGUUCAGAUCUGACCACUUCAUCGAGUUCAUCUGGUCCUAGAGUUUCUGGUUCACCUUGUCAUCAUAAUGAUUCUAAUUCAUCUUCUGAGAAACACAUGUCAAGAGCUUCGCAAAGAGAAGGUGUUUCACCACGAAAUAGUCUUGAAGUCUUAACCCCUAAAGUUCCUGGUGAGAGAGACCGUGGAAACUGCAUUACAUCCUUACAGCUGCACCCCAAAGGCUGGGCCACUCUUCUUCGGUGCUCAAGCAACACUGAUGAUCAGGAGUGGACUUGUGUUUAUGAAUUCCAAGAAGGAGCUCCCGUGCGACCUCUCUCACCUCGCUGCUCUCUACGACUGACUCAUUACAUUGAAGAAGCCAAUGUAGGCAGGGGCUAUAUCAAAGAACUUUGCUUCAGCCCUGAUGGGCGAAUGGUUUCUUCCCCACAUGGCUAUGGGAUUCGCUUGUUGGGAUUUGACAAACAGUGCAGUGAACUUAUUGACUGUUUGCCCAAAGAAGCCAGUCCCCUGCGGGUGAUCCGUUCUCUGUACUCUCAUAAUGAUGUUGUACUGACAACAAAGUUCUCUCCAACACAUUGUCAGAUUGCCUCAGGGUGCCUUAGUGGACGGGUUUCUUUGUACCAGCCAAAGUUUUAGGCACAAAUUACAACAAAUAAGCAACUCUUCUGGUGUUUGACAUAUAAAUUACUUCAAUUUAGGUGAAGUAUUUUCUUUUUAGAUCUUAAAAGUUUGGGUCAAGAUCCUGAUUCUUGUGGGUCCAUGAACACACCUAUGACCUGAGGACUUGGUCAUCCAGCAUAACAGGGGCAUCACCAAGUUAGAUUCUAUGCAGCAUCAUCUUUUGCAGCAUUCCUCAGCUCCUGCUAAUCUGUGCCACUGAACCACAGUUCUUCUGGUCAUUUUGCAUGGUAGCUCUUGUCAAGUUUCUUUCUUUUUUCUUUUUUGAUUUUGGUGUGAAUUUUGUGAACAUUUGGCAGGAGUUUUGAUUAGGUUAGGAAUAACCCUUAACACUAGAACCAAACCCAAAAGUUUGAUGUUGGCAUACUGGUUGUUGAAAAAGAAAUUUCAUCUUCACUUAUCAGUAUACUUGGCCUUUUAAAGUUGCUGUCAUGUUUCUCAAUAAUGAGCACAGAUAAUGGCAUUAUUCUCAAAACUGUUAGAUAGUCUUGCAACAAAAUAUCUUUUUAGCUUCCUGUUAAAUUAUACAUAUUUUUUCAAGAUGAGAGGGUUUUGUUGUGAAAUUCUAGAAAAAAUAUUAUCACCUCUCUUUGUAAUUUACUUUACUCGUAUGACUUUCAAAAUCUCUAGCACAUGUCCUUACUUGGUAUUUUGUUCCUGUCAACAGCAUUAGGGAGGAAGAGGGAAGAAGGAAUGGGCUUUGGUCAUUUCUAUUGUAUAGAAGAUUAUUUAUUGUAUUAGUACACUAUCUGACCGCAGAGUGAUGAGAACAAUGUGGCUCAGAUAUUCUGUUUUCUCUGCCAGACUAUUUGAAUCACACAGGAUGACAUGUUACACUAUUGGGAUGGAGGGGGGAUCGAGAGUAAAUGUGUGUUUUAGUCAUAUUUCUUUCAUGAGCCAGGUGGCACAAGGUCACCUCUCUUAGCAUUAGUGAGAGGGAGCUGCAGUCUUCUUCAAGCUGUUGGCAUAACUGUGGUAGUCAGUGACUUGGAUGUCAAGACUAAGAGCUGAUAUGAAGACUUUUCGUUGUGUUUUAUUAUGGAGCACAGCAAGUAAAAAGCCUCAAGCAGGGCUCAAGCUCAAGGCUGACUUCUCUGUGAAAGUAAGCAGCUUUCCUCUAGUCUCCUCCACUUUGGUGUUCAGAAGGGAUUUGCCAGAGGCUAGAGUAAUUUAAGUCACAUGCUGGCCUUUUCCCUCCCUGAUCACAUUCUUUUAGGCCAGUGGUUCUCAAACAUGAGGUUACAUUAUAAUCAUUGAGGAGCUUGUGAAAAAUACAGAAAAUGCCCCUACCAUAGGAGGUUCUGAUUCUGCCAGGGAGAGGACAGGAAUCUAUUUGUAACAGGAACACCAAGUAAUCUUUAUUCAGAUGCCCCCUGGAACACUGUUUGUAAAACACUACCUAAGCAUCAGUAAACACUUUUGUACCCAUCAGGUGCUUAACACAACUCCCAAAAGGUGUUUUGAUUAUUAUUUUUUAAAUAAGUAAAUGAAAGCGAUUUUAGAGGUAGAAAAUAACAUAAAAUGGAAUCAGUCUCAUUUUUUAAGGAAUGAGAGAAGUUAAUUGACUUGUCUAAAGUUAUCCUGAAAAAUUAAUGGCACCAGGACUCAAGUUCAAAGUCUCCUAAUUCCUUGCUCAGGGCAAUUUCUACUGUAUUAUGCUGUCUGUUAAAACAAUGACUUAUGAACACUUUAUUUUGUCUUUAAGUUGUAUUAUUGUGAAUACCCUUAAACUGGCCAAGCGAUUGAAAAAGGAAGGCAUGGGAAUAGAUGCUGAGAAUUCUAGCCAUAAGAAGAAAAGUAGUUUAAAUCUUACAGAAAUGUUUAAGCAACCCAAAUCCAUGAAUAAAAAUGACUUUUUUUUUGGUAAGGCCUACCAGACAGCCAUUCACACACAUGUAUAAAGGUUACAUCUCACUUGGAAUGUUGGCUCUAGGACAAAAUUUUAAAAUUAGAUCAGUUUACAUGGAUGUUUAAAAUUUGGAAAUGUUUUAGUCAUUAAAAAAGUAUGACAAAGUACAGUGAAAACACAGGUUUGCCAUAAAAUUUAAAAAAAUACAUUUAAAAUAAAGUUUUGGAGGCAAAAACACCUACUGUUAACAGUAAAAACAAGCUACUAAGUACAAUGAUUAUAUUGAUAAUCAAAAUAAGGUUCCAUAAAUUGCCUUCCUUUUGGAGAGAGUUCCAUGUCAAAUGCUGGGCACACAUGUUGCCGAACUCUAAACUUCAGUCCAUGAUUGUUCAAUCACUAUAGAGUAUCUGUCACAUGUCAAAUAAUGUACAUACUUUACUACUUACCCUCACAGAAACCUUACAAGGUAGAUGGAUGAGCACCAAUUUACUUAGGAGGAAAUGCAGGGUCAUAAAGUUUAAAUGAUUUGCCUUAAGUCACAGAGCUGGGUGGCAUCACUGGGAUUCAAACCCAGGUCUGUCUGUUUUAGUACAAAGCCUGUGCUUAUUGCCCUACCAUUCUGCCCUUUGGUUUGUAAAGGAUGGAAUACUGGCCUGUUAAUUUACUUGUUUAGCAUCCUCUGGAAGUUCUUUAUUACAGAGCUGGCUUACCUCUGCACCAUGUAAAGGAACAUUUACAAGAUUGGCAAUUUCCAUUAGAAUUAAUACUCUAAACUGCAGAGCAUAAUACAAUCCAUUCCUAACUAAAAAAAUCUCAAGCAGGAUAUGUAGCUAUAAAAAUAGAACAACACAGAUGAGAUUUAAAAAUUAACAGCCAGCAAACUCAACAAAACAACUCUUGUUUUCUCUGAGGUAUGGUUGUUAUCAAGAAGUCAUUGGGGAUAGUAGUCAAGGAAUUAAAAGUCAUCAGGAAUGGUAAACUAUUAGAGGAAAUUACAUCUUACAAGGUCCCAUUUCACUUAGAGUAUAAAGUCUAAUCUGGGGUUUUUACUCUAGAUUUUCUUUAGUCAUUUUUAUUCAUGAUAAUUGGUAAAUGUAUUAAAAUUGGUAAUAUAGUAUAAUUAUUGGUAAGUGUAGUAUAAAUUAUACUUUGGUUUUAAAAAGCUUUCUGCAGAACAGUAUAUUUCUGACAGUGCUAUGUUGAAUGAGUUUAGGAACAUCAAAUACAUAGUAGUUCCUUAUUUUCAGGUGUGAAAAUGAAGUGCUAAAGCAAUUGGGAUCUCCAUUUUAAUCUUUGGAAAAUGUAUGUGGUUUUUUUUCUCAGAAGCCCAAAGAACAUGUAUAUUUUGACAUUUCUCCUUGUUACAUUCUGAGAAGAAGAUAUACCAAAAAUUUUAGGAAAACAAGCAAGGAAAAGGUAAAUCACACG
This is a messenger RNA of Molossus molossus (Pallas's mastiff bat), 5014 nucleotides long. It is a transcript of the gene DCAF10, whose product is annotated as DDB1 and CUL4 associated factor 10. Lineage: Eukaryota; Metazoa; Chordata; Mammalia; Chiroptera; Molossidae. Gene Ontology annotation, molecular function: protein binding. Gene Ontology annotation, cellular component: Cul4-RING E3 ubiquitin ligase complex. The transcript is spliced from 7 exons. The record is from RefSeq and is a predicted model, not a curated record. The coding region runs from base 1 to 1695 and encodes 564 amino acids.